Messenger RNA from Lycium barbarum (goji berry), 1488 nucleotides. RefSeq lists its product as uncharacterized. The transcript has 2 exons. The record is from RefSeq and is a predicted model, not a curated record. Lineage: Eukaryota; Viridiplantae; Streptophyta; Magnoliopsida; Solanales; Solanaceae. The coding region runs from base 189 to 1295 and encodes 368 amino acids.
AAAAAUAAAAUAAUAAUUAAUAUGAUCUUCAAAAUUUUGUGUCAUUCCAACUGGUUUUUCAACAUACCAUCUUUCUUUCUUCACAUCUCUCCUCUCUCUCUAAAAACCCUAAUUUCAACUCCUUUCUUUCAUGCCUUGUAAAAUGACAAGAUCAGUUUGAAAGUGUGUAGAUGUAAAAAAAGAAAAAGAUGGAAGCUAAUGUAUGUGAUAUCAAUCACUUGGAUGCUGAUGUGCUUUUGCCUCCGCGAAAACGGCUUCUUGCUGGAUUGAAGAAGCAGAAUUCUGAUGUUUACUCAUCUACCCCAUCCCCGCCAACUGUUAGUAGUCCUGGAUGCGAGUUUGAUAUCCGUCUUAAUAAUCUAUUGAAAUCUCAUUUUGGUGACUCUAAUCGAUCGAAUGAGGAGAUCGCGGAGGCCUCAAGAUUGGCGGCUGUAGAAGCUGCGAAGGCUGCAAAAGCUGCAAGAGCCAUUGCAGAAGAGAAAGCUGCGAAAGCAGCAAAGGCUGUGGCUGCUGCUAAGAGUGCUCUAGCAUUGGUUGCUACUUUCUCUGAUGAAGGAGCGACAAGUAAGGACAAACAUAUGAAGAGGAAUAAGAUGAAAAAGCAUGUUCCUGUUCAGAUGCUGUACAAUAAUAAGAAAAAGGGGACUGAUAAUUGUAGAACAGAUGAAGAGUUAGCUCGGACGUUGCAUAGGGCCAUAAAUAGCUCUCCGAGAAUUUUGAAGAACUCAACCCCUGACUCAAGAAAUCAAAAACACAAGAGGCUGAAGAGGUCUUCUCCUGAAAAAACUAAAAGUACAUCCCUGGAAGGAAACCACCCUUCCACGAGCAAUGGGAAUGGUUUUGCUAGAGAAAGAGAGUGUGAUGGGCCUAUCUCAGAGAAAGACCUUGUUAGAGUAGAUUUAAACACAACAAAUAAAGCUGACCACACAAAGAUGAAAAAUGGGGAAGCCUCACAAUCUAGUAAAGCUGACUAUGUAAAUACAGAAAACAAGGAAAGAGAAUCAAUUAUAUCAAAGGAGAAAUUUGGGGAUUCUGUAAAUGAUAAUUGCAGCAUUGGGAGAAAGAAGGGAAGGCUUAAGCAGAAAAAAUUACCCCUCAGCAUUUGCAGCUUCAGGGAUCAAGCAAGCCCUAAAGAGGAUUUGAAAUCUAAGAGUUCAUUGUCAUUCGAUGAGAACAUCAGCAAAGGUACUACCAGUAAUAAUCCCGUGUUUCCUCUUGAGAGGGCAUCAAUGUGGAAGUGUCAAGCAUUCAAGGCACCUGCAUGUGUUGAACAAAAUAAGGUGAUGCAGUCAUAGUCUUGGUAUUUUUCGUUUCAAGAAGUGCGGCUACCGUGAUGGGACUUGUAGUCUGAGGUAGUGUCAUGUAUGUUUUUUUCCUUCUUUUUUGAGUUAAGGCCUAAUUCCAUCCAGUUUCUUUUUUGCUUGUUAUGGGCAUUGUAAUGUUUUGAACACACCAUUGUGUAUAUUUUGAUAUUUAAUUGCUUACAUA